Budorcas taxicolor (takin) is the source of this 468-nucleotide messenger RNA. RefSeq names its product ribosomal protein L23 (gene RPL23). The coding region runs from base 1 to 423 and encodes 140 amino acids. The transcript has 5 exons. NCBI's taxonomy places the organism in Eukaryota, Metazoa, Chordata, Mammalia, Artiodactyla, Bovidae. The record is from RefSeq and is a predicted model, not a curated record. Gene Ontology annotation, cellular component: cytosolic large ribosomal subunit; ribosome. Gene Ontology annotation, biological process: translation. Gene Ontology annotation, molecular function: structural constituent of ribosome; large ribosomal subunit rRNA binding.
AUGUCGAAGCGAGGACGUGGUGGGUCCUCUGGUGCGAAAUUCCGGAUUUCCUUGGGUCUUCCGGUUGGAGCCGUGAUCAACUGUGCUGACAACACAGGAGCCAAAAAUCUGUAUAUCAUCUCUGUGAAGGGGAUCAAGGGACGAUUGAAUAGACUUCCUGCUGCUGGUGUGGGUGACAUGGUAAUGGCCACAGUCAAGAAAGGCAAACCAGAGCUCAGAAAGAAGGUACAUCCAGCGGUGGUAAUUCGACAACGAAAGUCAUACCGGAGAAAAGAUGGUGUGUUUCUUUAUUUUGAAGAUAAUGCAGGGGUCAUAGUAAACAAUAAAGGCGAGAUGAAAGGUUCUGCCAUCACAGGACCAGUUGCAAAGGAAUGUGCAGACUUGUGGCCCAGGAUUGCAUCCAAUGCUGGCAGCAUUGCGUGAUUCUUUGGUGUAUUUGUAAAAAAAAUAAAAAUUAUUUGCUCCCAA